Closterium sp. NIES-65 is the source of this 906-nucleotide messenger RNA. The record is from the annotation of a GenBank genome assembly. NCBI's taxonomy places the organism in Eukaryota, Viridiplantae, Streptophyta, Zygnematophyceae, Desmidiales, Closteriaceae.
AUGGCGUCCUACAUCGGCUAUUCGCCACAAAGGACGACCCUCUUCAAGGCGGAGCAGGAGGUUUGGCGACCACGGAAGCAGUACAUGCGCCUGCGGCAAGACAAUGAAGUGCGCUGGGGUUCCACCCUGCAGAUGAUCUUGCGCGGGCUGGACCUGCGCGAUCCAAUUGAGUCCUACAUUCGGCACACAGUUGUGAGCAUACCCUCGCCCACCUGCCUUGCUAAUUCAGCCGUGGGACCCAAUGCUCCAGUUGAUGCGCCACCGCUGCGCCUCAUGGCGCUGCGCAUUUCUGUUGAGCAGUGGGACGCACUUGAGGAACUUGCAAAGUUCCUCAUGCCCUUCAACGCUGUGACUUUGGCAACGGAGGGGUCCCUGUACCCGACUGCGAGUCGGGUGGUGCUGCAGUACAACGAGCUUAUGGAUUCGCUCGAGAAGAUCAGGGACAGCACCACCUCCCCUCCCUCCGUGAUCAUGCGGAAGUGCAUCGACGCUUCCUUGGGCAAGCUGCAGGAGUAUUACUACAGCAGCAGUGAUGAGCUGUGUGUCGCUACCUUCUUGGACCCGGCAUUCAAGCUCGGAUACUUUGAGCUUGAGGACGGGAGCAGCAACAUGGGCAGGGCGGUAUCUCACGUGCCCUCGGAGGAGGUAGUGGCUCUGUGCGGGCUGGAGGCUAUGGCAAAGGACUACUUGGCCAUUCCAGCCACCUCUGCUGCCAGUGAGAGGCUCUUCUCACAAGGUAGGAACCUCAUCACAUGGCAACGGCACAGGUUGGGUGCUGAACGCGUGGAGGCAUGCAUGACCUUGAAGUUAUGGAUCGCUUCGUACCCGGGCACCCCAUUGGGAAAGGCCGCCAAGGUGGCCAUGGUGGAUGACAAAGUGGGAGUGGACCUGGAUGAGGAGUUUUGA